This is a messenger RNA of Argentina anserina (silverweed cinquefoil), 933 nucleotides long. RefSeq lists its product as uncharacterized. The coding region runs from base 64 to 735 and encodes 223 amino acids. Lineage: Eukaryota; Viridiplantae; Streptophyta; Magnoliopsida; Rosales; Rosaceae. The record is from RefSeq and is a predicted model, not a curated record. The transcript has a single exon.
UUGAAGGAUUUGGGAUCCAAUUAUAUAUCUCAAACGGCAACUCAGAGCUCCCAUUACUGUACCAUGGCUAGUCCCUUCAGCCCGUCGGAGCAAGUAAAGCCCUUAGCCCCAACAUCGAGAUAUAACGUUCGCAGCCAUGAUUUGGAAGACGACGUCAGUUCCCUCCACAUAAAGGUCAGCCAAAGAAAAUAUGUCCAGUGCUGCGGCCUCGCCGCCGCCAUGUUCUUGAUUCUCGCCGUAAUCGCCAUCGUCCUCGGCUUCACUGUCUUCCACGUGAGAGGCCCUAAGAUCACGAUGAACGGCGUUAAGAUCGGACAGCUGACGAAUGCUAACGGAAGUUUACAGACAGGUAACAUCACUCUUAUGGCGGAUGUCUCGAUCAAGAACCCUAACGUGGCAUCGUUCAAGUAUGAAAACACGACCACUUUGGUUUACUUCCACGGGACUGAGGUCGGCGAGGGGAGGAGCCCGGCGGGGGUGGCCAAGGCAAGGAGGACGAUGAGUAUGAACGUGACGGUGGAUAUUUUCCCGGCGAAGAUCCUGGCCCAGCCGGAGUUUGCCAAAGAGUCUGCGGCGGGGGCGUUGACUAUGACUAGCUUCACGAGGGUUCACGGCAAGGUGAAAGUUGUUAUGGUGAAGAGGAAUAUUGUGGUUGAGCUGAAUUGUACCAUGACAUACAAUAUUACAAGCGGAGAUACUCAGGGAGAUAAAUGCAAACGGCGAGUUAUACUAUAGGAACUGUUAAUUGUUGAGUUUGAGUUUGAUUUUUCUUUUUUCUUUUUUUUGUGGGUUGAAAAAUAUCUGGCGAUUGAUAAUUCAGGUUGCACAGAACAGUGUAUAUAUUUCUCUAUUGUGCUUCAUAGCAAUAUAAAACUAGAGACAUGCAAGUUUAUAACAGCAGUCGUUGUAUGCAAACGCUUUAAUUAGCUAAUA